Cylicocyclus nassatus is the source of this 1717-nucleotide messenger RNA. NCBI's taxonomy places the organism in Eukaryota, Metazoa, Nematoda, Chromadorea, Rhabditida, Strongylidae. The record is from the annotation of a GenBank genome assembly.
CGUGAUGUUGCGCACACAUCAUCGUAUGACUUCUUGCUUUAGAACCACAAUGAAGAAAUAUUUAUUCCUCUUACUAUGGGCAAACUUCGUUGGAAUUCAUGGAGAAGAGGCCUUCACAUGUGACAAUACUGGUGAAGAAUGUCCCUCAAAAAUGUGUUAUUAUGGUAUCGACCAUGAACAUAGUUGUUAUCGGGCUGGUUGUGCCACCGAAGAACAGUGCGCUGGACGACGGCAUAAUGAAUGUUUUAUCUCGAAAGGAUUGCACACAUGUUGCUGUAUGGAACGUGGAUGUGCAGCUAGCUACAAAGGUCAAAACGAUUGCGUUUACGAGACGAAAAACAGCAGCGAUACUGGCAUUACGACGACAUCAGCUGCAGAUGUGACGACGACGAUGGAGGCGACAAACUCUACUGAGAAGAUAGAUCGAUUGGCAACGGAGAAUGACAGCUCCUCUAGAAUGAGAGAGGUUCCACCGAUGUCAGAGGAAGAUGAUUAUUCGGAUUCUGUGGGUGCAGAAUCUGAAGAGGAACAGGAAGCGAUUACAAGUACAGAGAAGGAAACUGCUACAUCAGCAGUGACUACGACUACCUCCACUACCUCCACAGAGGCUUUACCUACCUCAACCCCCGUGAGAGAAACAAGUACGACAACGGUAACCACGACAAGGGCUACCAGGCCUCCUCCGCCACCGUCGACUACCACUCAAACCACCACCACCACCUCUCCCACCACCUCCACCACCUCCACCACCUCCACCACCUCCACUACGACCACUACUACGCAAACGAAGACUACGACCACGACCACAACACCCAGACCCACGACUCGAACCACCGAAAGGACGACAACGACGCCGAAAAUGGAGGAAAUUCGCUUCUUACCAGAUAUGCCACAUGUACAGCAACUGCCCGAAUCCGAAGAGGAAACCACUACGAGAAGGCCGACAACCACGACUUCUACGAGAGCGACGACUGCGACCAGUACGACUCCCACGACCACCACCUCAGCUGAGCGAAGAGUACCAGUGCUUGAAAGAGCUCGCGAGAUAGAGCCAGCUAGGGCGGAAAAAUCUAAAUUUAUCUCCGCUGCAGCGAAAAAUGACGAUGUGGCCGAUCGUUCAGUGUCUGAGAGCGAAAGCAGUACUCAGGCAAACGAUGACAAGAGAUCUUCUCCAUCCUUGAUUACCGUAUAUGAAGUGACGACGUCAGCUGUGAAAAAUAGAGAGGUUCAUGAGACAUAUAAGCCACCCGUGCCAUGGUGGGUUGCCGUUGCAGUUGGAUUUAUCGUGUCAGUGGUAAUCGCAUGGGCUGUGGUGAUUCUGCUGCGAAAAAGAAAGCUACGAGAAGCCGAAGCUGCGAACAGAAAGUCAACCGAUAAGGAAGCGGCUGUUGUAGAUCCAUUGUUAAAACCAUCGGAAGUCCCAGAGCAUUAGCGUCUUCCUCCAAAAGUGCUUUUCUUCUUUCACGAAUUGCCAUAGAGGCUGUUUUAUCGAACUUUCUGCAUUAUGUACCUGCCGAUGUAAUUCUAUGUUGUUGUUGUGAUUAUUUAAUAACGUUAGCUUUGAGCUUCUGUGAUAUGCAGAUUUAUUUUUGGCAUUGUGUGUAACACGUAAUUCUCUGACAUCUCCCUAUACUUGCAUUCAGCUUUAUUAGUGACCACGUUCGUCAUAUCGUUUCUCAGAAUCAGGUUCGAAAGAACUGAGAAUGUGUUUGAGAAC